Messenger RNA from Brassica napus (rape), 1798 nucleotides. Its product is annotated as jacalin-related lectin 34-like. Gene Ontology annotation, molecular function: carbohydrate binding. The record is from RefSeq and is a predicted model, not a curated record. Bases 661 to 1650 code for a protein of 329 amino acids. Lineage: Eukaryota; Viridiplantae; Streptophyta; Magnoliopsida; Brassicales; Brassicaceae. The transcript is spliced from 3 exons.
UAUACAAUAUAUGAACAGGUAAUCGAAGGCGACGAUGUCUUGGGACGAUGGUACGGCCAGGAAGGUGAAGAAAGUUCAUAUUACGUACGAUGACGUCAUCUACUCAGUCCAGGUUACGUACGGAACCGCACUUCAAGCCCCGCGUCGUGGCUCUGUUGGGCCCAUGUCUGUCGAGGUUAAUUGAAAGAGUAACAUACAAAUGUCUUUUAUAUUGUCAGUUUUAAUAUAUGUAACACAGUAAUUUGAACUUUCGUUUUCUUACAUACCCAAUAAUAGUUCACUUUGGAAUCGGACGAGUACAUAACAGCUCUUUCUGGUUACGCGUUGAGCACGCAAGACGUUGUAACGUCGUUGACUUUCACAACGAACAAGAAGACUUAUGGACCUUAUGGAAACAAAUUUGGUUAUCAGAUUUCUGCUCCUGAGAAGACCGGAAAACAGAUCGCCGGUUUUCACGGUACCAAAGACAAUAUUCUCAACUCCAUCGACGUUCACUACGCUCCCAUACCCACUGGAACCGGCGGUUCAGAGACCGGUUCAGGGGUUCAAAAGUUGCCUGGAGAAGGUCUCGUGGGUGGAACGGCAUGGGACGACGGAUCUGAUCACGAUGGCGUGACAAAUAUAUAUGUAGCAAGCACCUUGUUGGGCAUUAAAAACGUAAUGUUCGGCUAUAUGAAAGAUGGACAAUCGAAACAAGGUGGCCACCACGGUGGCGACCCUACGAAGCAAGAGAUUGUGAUUAACCAUCCGGACGAGCAUUUGGUUUCAGUCGAGGGUUGGUAUGAGUCCAGCUCCAAAUUCAUCAUGGGAAUCCAGUUCAAAACUAACUACAAGAUUUGUGCUUCCAUGGGCUAUAGAUACGAGGGCGGUAAUGAUUAUAAAUUUACUCACCAAGUUCAAGACAAGAAGAUCAUCGGGUUUCACGGUUUCGCCAGCAACCAUCUCAAUUCCAUUGGAGCUUAUUUUGCUCCGUUAUCCUCCACCACCACCCUUCCUAUCGGAACAGGUGGUUCAGGAGCUCAAAAGUUGGGUGCACAAGGUGUCACUGGUGGAUCUGCAUGGGAUGACGGGUCCUAUCACGACGGUGUCACAAAGAUAGUCGUAAGAACAUGUACGCUAGGGGUUCAGUUCGUUAACUUUUUCUAUGACAACGAUAUCGGAGCAGUUCACGGUGCGCCAGGUGAUCCUACUGGUUCAACGCAACAUAUUGUGAUUAACCAUCCUGACGAGCAUCUGGUUUCCAUCGAGGGUUGGUAUAUUUCUAAUUACAUCAGUGGAAUCCGAUUCAAAACAAACCAAAAGACUUCUGUUUACAUUGGCUAUGAAUACACGGGCAGUGGUACUAUAUUUACUCUUCAAGUUAAAGACAAAAAGAUCAUUGGGUUUCACGGUUUCGCCAGCGACCAUCUCAAUUCCAUUGGAGCUUAUUUCGUUCCAGUACUCUCAACCCCAACCCUUCCUAUCGUUCUCCCGAAGAGGUUUGGAGCUGUGUGGGACGAUGGUACUCACGACAAAGUUAAAAAGAUCUUUAUAGGACUAGGCCAAGAUGUUAUAGCAUCUGUCAAGUUUGAAUACAUAAAUGGUUCUGGAGUGGUUAAUGGAGUUGAACAUGGGACACCAACAUUGCUUGGAUUCGAGGAGGUACGUUAAAACAAACAUAUAAUAACACUCAGCAUCUAAGACAGUUUUUACUUUUUAGAUAAUAAAAAUCUACUCUAUUAAAAUAAAGUUCCUAAAAAAUCUAUAAUUUUUUUUUAAUGCUGAUUUAUUAUGAUAUUACAAUUAUGAGAAAAAUUAC